Messenger RNA from Symbiodinium natans, 537 nucleotides. Lineage: Eukaryota; Dinophyceae; Suessiales; Symbiodiniaceae. The record is from the annotation of a GenBank genome assembly.
AUGGAAGCAGCGCAGCCGCUGAGCGCUCGGUCCGAGGAUGCUGCCUCCAUGCCGAACUCUGCACGAGGGCUCCUCGAGGUGGAGCAGCCGGACUUGCAGAUGCCCAUGAAGGGGUCCCAUGAAAUCUCCGAAGAGGAGUUUCAACAACUGGAUGUCUUCAUCAAUCAGAUGAUUGGCUGCUUGCAGCAGUGUGAGCUGAUCUUCUUCGUCGGCCUGCCUCUGAUGGGCAUAGCCGGUGCUUUCUUUACAACGAAGGAAGCAGGUUUCCCAAUUCUCUUUUACCUCGGGUACGUGCCCCUCCUGCUGGUCAACAAGGGCAUCGAGCUUUAUUUCCUCCAGCACUGGAAGAACAUGGAUCCGGUCGCCAACCAGAUCCAGAAGGAGCAGUGGGGCCUCUUCUUUCAGAAUCCCGUCAUGCUCCUCUUCAACGGUGUCAUGGAGCAUUUGGAUCUCUUCCUGGAUGUGGUCUUCGUUGCCACGGCCUACGCCACUGGCUACAAGAUUCUGGCCGCGGCCAGCACUGCCACCUGGCGAUAA